Drosophila grimshawi is the source of this 1807-nucleotide messenger RNA. RefSeq names its product suppressor protein SRP40. The record is from RefSeq and is a predicted model, not a curated record. Gene Ontology annotation, biological process: mRNA splicing, via spliceosome. Gene Ontology annotation, molecular function: RNA binding. The transcript has a single exon. Gene Ontology annotation, cellular component: nucleoplasm; cytoplasm; ASAP complex. NCBI's taxonomy places the organism in Eukaryota, Metazoa, Arthropoda, Insecta, Diptera, Drosophilidae. The coding region runs from base 63 to 1589 and encodes 508 amino acids.
AUUGAAAUUGAGUAAAUUUGUGUUAAUUUUUUGGUGAAUAGAAAAGGUUUCGCGUAGUGAAAAUGCCUUCUAAAAGUAAGCGCAAUAACGAGCAGGCAAUGAAGAAGCGUAAAGUGGAGAAGGGCGGUGGAGGCAAGCCUUCAUCGGAGAAGAAGAGACGCUCUUCUUCCUCGUCAUCUGGCAGCUCCAUCAGCGACCGCUACAGCAGCCGCAGCUGCACCAGCGACAGCUCUUACGAUUCAACAUCCACAGACUCGCAGAGCGUGUCGACAGAUGAAGAAAAGCCUAGUCAUCGCACACGUCACUGCAAAUCAAUUAGACAAUCAAAAUGCAACCGAGUGGUUGGUAGUGGUUUAUACAAAACGAAGGUUCCAGAACUUCUGGUUCCAUCGCCGUCGUUGACACCAGUCCGGAAGACUGUGUCAACUAAGAUGGCAGCAGCGGCAACAACUUCCAUGCCAGAUCCGGCAGCAUUAGAGACUUGGUCACCAAUGCCAAGUAACUCCAAGAAAUCGAAAUCGAUGAAGAAACGCAAGGGCCGGGCCGCAUCGCCAACUCAAAAACUCAAUGAGAAGAAAUCAGUCACUGCAGUACCAAACACCAAAUACCAGAAACCCCAAAAAGCACCUGAGGCAACAACGCCCAAAGGCAAGAAGGAGCGCCAAAUACCUUCAGCCAAAAAAGCAAAGGAGAAUGAGCCGCAUCCAAUCUCAAGCGGCAAGGGUCAUCGCUCACCCACGCGUCCAGUUGAGACAUCCGAGAAUAAAAAUAAUAGGCAUACAACAUUAUGUUCAGCCGAUAUACAUAAGAAUUCCCGUGCUAAACAUUCGACCUCACAAGGAAAGGUCAAGGAUGCAAAACGCUCAGAGAAGCACCCAUCAACCCAUGCAGUCGCAAAGCCAAAGAUAAGGGAGAAUGAAUCAUCAACAUGGCACUCAACUUCACGUGCCAGAGACAAGGUGAUGACAUCAUCAUCAUCGCACUCAUCUACCAGAGCCAGAGACACUGAGCUACAACAGAUGCUUUUCCACGCAAUCACAGUGCCAAAGGAAAUUAUUCUUGACCAACAUAGCCCCGAACCAGUUUGUCCAUCGUCAAAACCGUAUUUUGAGGAUGUACGCAGGGAUGUGAGGUCGGCAUCGCGAACCAGGCAAUGGCGCUCAUCAUCGCGGCCAGCUCAUCGUGACGGGGACAGACGCUCACCGUCUGGUCAACGUGAUCGGAUUAGGUACCGCGACCGUCGCUCACGCUACUCGCCAACGCGCUCGUAUGAGUUCAGCAGGAGCCAAAUUGCGGAGCGACAAAGGACCGUGCGCCUGCACAUUCACGGGCUGUCGCCCCACGUAACCAAGACGCACAUCUUCAACAUUUUUAACAGCUUCGGGCCGGUGAUAAGCGUUGACUUUCCUUAUAAGCGCAACGAGUUUGGCUUCGCUGGGCGCGGAUAUGCCUUUGUCGAGUUCGAAAAUCCCGAGGACUGUGAGAUAGCGCAGAAGACAAUGAACGGUGGCAAAAUCGAUGAUCAGCGCAUCUCAGUCACCGCCUUCGAUCAGAACUUGUUGCGUUACCCAUGGCGUCCUCGCUUCUGACCUCUCAACACUCAUUGAACCCGCAUAACAUAACACGACACGCAGCACACAAACAUUGUCGAUUCCUUGAAGAACUGAACUAUUUACAAUAUUAACACUUGCUUGCGAUUAUAAUGUCACACACACACACACACACACACACACACACACACACACACACACACACAUAUACAAUUAUAAUUGUUAUCGGGGGAUUGAAUAAAAUAGAUGAACAUUCA